This is a messenger RNA of Helianthus annuus (common sunflower), 1254 nucleotides long. RefSeq names its product WRKY transcription factor 71. Bases 114 to 1082 code for a protein of 322 amino acids. The record is from RefSeq and is a predicted model, not a curated record. Gene Ontology annotation, biological process: regulation of DNA-templated transcription. Gene Ontology annotation, molecular function: sequence-specific DNA binding; DNA-binding transcription factor activity. The transcript is spliced from 3 exons. Lineage: Eukaryota; Viridiplantae; Streptophyta; Magnoliopsida; Asterales; Asteraceae.
AUUAAACACACAAACAUUGUCAAAGCAUAAAUAAAGACCCAUCACCUAUUAUUUGUCAAACCUCCCUCCUCUUUCUUUGUAUAUUUCUACUAAUUUGAUCUCAAUCUUCAGCCAUGUCUGAAGACAGAAGAGAUCUCUACUACCAUGAUCCAUUUCAUGAUGAUCAAAGAACCAAUGAGACUCUUUUCUCAUUCUUUGGCCCUAAUUCCACCGUUAGAGAUGAUUCUUCAACACCUAAUCAUCAAAGAUUUGAUCCUGACUACAUGGGUCCAACUCCUUUUUUCACUGGAUCUACUGAUUACAACACUUUUGGUUACUCAUCUUCAUCAUCACAACAACUUUUUUCUUUUCAAGAUGAUCAAAAGCCGGUUAUGGAUACCGGAAACAACUUGCUUGGUGUGAUUGAGACUACUCCUGUUACACCCAACUCUUCUUCGAUUCGUUCAUCAUCUACUGAUGAUGAGCAUGAGCUUAAAGAAGGUAAGAAAGAGAAUCAAUCGAAAGACAUAGCCGAAAAUGGAGGAGACAGCUCUAAGAAAGUGGUUAAGCAAAACAAGAAAGACGAAAAGAAGAAAAGAGAGCCUCGGUUCGCCUUUAUGACAAAGAGUGAUAUCGAUCAUCUUGAAGACGGAUAUCGAUGGAGGAAAUAUGGACAGAAAGCCGUCAAGAAUAGUCCUUAUCCCAGGAGCUACUAUCGAUGCACGACUCAAAAAUGUACAGUUAAGAAGCGCGUGGAACGAUCAUAUCAAGAUCCAUCAACUGUGAUCACCACAUAUGAAGGGCAACAUAACCACCACUUACCAGCAACACUGAGAGGAAGUGUUGGUGGUGGAAUGCUGUAUCCGCCGUCUAUGAUGGCGGCACAAGGCGCGAUGAUGACGAUGGCCGGCGGAUCAAGCUUCCCUCAUGAGUUUCGUUUCUACAACUCUAUCAGUGGUGGUGGCGAUGGCAGCAGCGGCGCUGGAGGUGGUGGUUCGAUCUACCAGCAAACCAGUCUAACCCCAAUUCAGCAACUUCAGCUUCCUGAUUAUGGCCUUUUACAAGAUAUGGUCCCAUCCAUGACUUUUAAACAAGAACCCUGAGUUCGACCGGACCCCUACCUCCCCCAAGAGAAUAUCUGACCUUUUGUUGACUUUCACCAUUUUAUUCAUGUGUAGGGUAAUGUUUUUGCAUCAUACUGAUAUAUAAACACCUACUUGCUUAUAUGUAAUUAUACUUUUAGUGCAUCCAUCUAUAUAGAAACUAUUAUUCUUC